Argiope bruennichi is the source of this 1438-nucleotide messenger RNA. Its product is annotated as extracellular serine/threonine protein CG31145-like. The transcript is spliced from 9 exons. Gene Ontology annotation, cellular component: Golgi apparatus. The record is from RefSeq and is a predicted model, not a curated record. Lineage: Eukaryota; Metazoa; Arthropoda; Arachnida; Araneae; Araneidae. Bases 38 to 1438 code for a protein of 466 amino acids. Gene Ontology annotation, molecular function: phosphotransferase activity, alcohol group as acceptor. Gene Ontology annotation, biological process: protein phosphorylation.
CGAGGUGGUUGCUCUGAAACAAGAGCUCUGGCUGGAUAUGCCAAGAUUUAUACCGCGAAGAAGAAGACGUAAAGUUAGAACUUCGCAUGGAACAUAUGGUGACAGUAAUCGAGCUGUAGAAGUAAUCGAUGACAAUGAAAGUGAUGCAGUACUUGAUGAUGUCUCUUCUUCAAACAAGGGUUCAGAUAAUAUUCCUAUGACGAAUUCAUUUUUUCGCAACAUAUUGAUCGAAGAUUGUCUCAAUGCAAAGGAAAUUCCUUUUUCGAAAGACUAUCGGCAACUCUUUCCAGAUCUCGUUCAACUUUCCCAAGAAAUGAAAGCUUCUCUAUUAUUCGGUUCUGGAAGCCUCCAGUCUCACACUGCGCAGCAACAGAUAUUCAGCACUGAAUCUAGAGACAAUCUGACAACCAUGCAAAGAUUUCAAAACAAAAUUAGUAUUCAUGACUUAUACGAAAAGAAUGACCCAGAUGUUGAUGUUUUGUUAGAAAAAAUGGCUACUAUGAAAAUCAAACAUAUUGUUGAAUACCCAAAAGGAACACAACUGAAGUUGAUUGUUACAUUCGAUGACGGAAGCCAAGCUUUGUUAAAGCCCAUGAGAUUUGAACGUAAGACAGAAACAAAUCCGAAUCACUUUUAUUUCACCGAUUUUGAAAGGCACAACAGUGAAAUCGCCGCUUUUCAUCUGGACAGAAUCUUGGGUUUCAGGCGUUGCCCUCCAGUGACCGGAAGAAAAAUGAAUCUCAAAAUGGAUCUUUAUGACAAUGCUGAAAAGGAAUUAAAGAAAACAUUUUUUAUUUCUCCUGCCGACAACAUAUGCUUCCACGGAAACUGUAAGCAGUACUGUGAUACCGGCCAUGCCAUCUGUGGUCAGCCUGCCAUCAUGGAAGUCAGCCUAGCCGCCCUAUUGCUUUUGGAGAGAAAGAAGUGGAAAAAUCCUUGGAGAAGGUCCUACAGUAAGAGAAAUCCGAUGGCUGAGUGGGAGACAAAUAACCUCUAUUGCCAAGUGGUCAGACAGCAGGCACUGUACAACAAUUCAAAACGUUUGGCUGAUCUAAUGGAUAUUUUCAUCUUGGAUUUUUUGAUAGGAAAUAUGGACCGCCACACUUAUGAAACUUUCACACAGUUUGGAAACGACAGCUUCAUUUUACAUCUAGACCAAGGAAGAGGAUUCGGUCGAGCAAAUCAUGAUGAACUGUCCAUCUUGACUCCUCUCAAACAAUGCUGUUUUCUGCAUUCCAGUACCUUCCACAGACUGGUGGAUCUGCAGCAUAGCGAUAUAAAAUUGUCUUCUCAGAUGCGCUGCUCUUUGUUCAAGGACGCACUCUUUCCCAUUUUGUCAGAGGCUCAUUUGGAAGCUCUAGAUCGAAGACUACAGAUCAUACUCCAUACCAUUAGAGAAUGCCUUCAAAAACAGGGCAUGAACAAUGUAUUUUACUGA